Arabidopsis lyrata subsp. lyrata is the source of this 781-nucleotide messenger RNA. Its product is annotated as 40S ribosomal protein S15-1. The transcript is spliced from 4 exons. Lineage: Eukaryota; Viridiplantae; Streptophyta; Magnoliopsida; Brassicales; Brassicaceae. Gene Ontology annotation, cellular component: ribosome; cytosolic small ribosomal subunit. The record is from RefSeq and is a predicted model, not a curated record. The coding region runs from base 133 to 591 and encodes 152 amino acids. Gene Ontology annotation, molecular function: structural constituent of ribosome; RNA binding. Gene Ontology annotation, biological process: ribosomal small subunit assembly; translation.
UUCCCAAGUAGCCGCUAUAUAUAAUUUUAGUCGAACGAAAUUCUUCUAUUUUUCUCUUGCAAAGACCUCAGCAGCCAACAGUUAUCAAGCUUAAGCCGUUUUAGGGUUUUAUCCUUUUCCUGAGAUCCAAUCAUGGCGGAUGUUGAACCAGAGGUUGCUGCAGCUGGAGUGCCAAAGAAGAGGACGUUUAAGAAGUUUGCCUUCAGAGGAGUAGAUCUCGAUGCUCUUCUUGACAUGUCUACUGAUGAUCUUGUCAAGCUCUUCUCUUCUCGUAUUCGCAGAAGGUUCUCUAGAGGUUUGACGAGGAAGCCAAUGGCUCUGAUUAAGAAGCUGAGGAAAGCGAAAAGGGAGGCACCACAAGGUGAGAAGCCAGAGCCUGUGAGAACCCACUUGAGGAACAUGGUCAUUGUCCCUGAGAUGAUUGGAAGCAUCAUUGGAGUUUACAAUGGUAAGACUUUCAACCAAGUCGAGAUCAAGCCUGAGAUGAUUGGUCACUACCUGGCUGAGUUCUCUAUCUCAUACAAGCCGGUCAAGCACGGUAGGCCUGGUGUUGGUGCUACCCACUCUUCCAGAUUCAUUCCCCUCAAGUGAAAAGCUUCUAUUUGGGAAUGGGUUAUCUUGUUCGUUAUAUGUGGAUCUAAGUAUGUGGAUCUCUUGUGUUUUUGAAGCUUUAUAAUGACAUUACUUUUGGAUGUUUUCUCAACUCUAGCUCUUGCGUUUUCAUUAUCAUGUUACAAGAGGAUCUUAAAUCAAAGCACUUUGGAGUUUUGUUAUGGUUUAA